AUGCCGGGUUAUCGGCAACGUUUGGCCGAAGAGCAGCCGGAAGAAGAUGAAGCAGAGCUUCCCAAUGUCGUGCAGGUGCUUCUCUUACAACGGAGCCAGGGCGAGGUUUCAGCGACAGCAAUUCAAAGGAUUGCGGCUGCUUUAGUGCUGGAUGGGUUUAGGAUAGAGCCCGUCAUGGAACUUGCAGCCUUGGGCGCUUUCGGUGCCUACCCCGGGAACAUAUUUCGCGAUUUGAAAAGCAAGCAUGGCAAGGCUGUGCAAGUGGCAGAGCCAUACAAGCUCAGAGUCCCUGUGCUUGACCCCCGUUCCGCUCCGAGGCAAAGCUUAGAGGACGCUGGUAUGCUACUUCCCCACGAUUUGUUCUGCAGCAUCGGCCGAGAAUACCCCGAUCAGUUUGACAGCAUUUUCGGCAUUGCCGACCUCCCGUCGUUUUGGGGCCAGAUUCGGUCCGACGACUUCCAUUUCGGUGCUGAUUUGCAACCAGACCAAAUUGACAGUCAUCACACGAUACCGAUGUGGCUGCAUGGAGAUGGAGUUGCUUUUGGCGAAAGGGAUUCCCUCAUGGUAUUGUCAUUUGGUUCCUUGACAAGCUCGUUGGCCCCCAGUUCUGCUUGCCUGUUUUGUGCCGCAUUCGCCAAGAAAGUCACAGCCACAUCUGCGAAAAACGAAGGUGAUGAUACCUGGAGGAAUAUUUGGCAACCGUUGGCAUGGUCGCUGGAAUGCCUGUUCGAAGGCAAACACCCGGAGAGAUCUCACGACGGCAAGCCCUGGCAGCCAGGUACCCGAAGGGCCAACUUGGCAGGGCAGGAUUUGCUGCCCACAGGUCCCUGGAAAGGAAUUCUGUGGAGCUUGGUGGGGGACUACGAGUACAUGGCAAACGUGUUGAAGCUCCCCCACUGGAAGAGUAAUGCAAUGUGCGGCUUUUGUGACUGUGACAAGACCAAGCCCGCCAAGUCUCCCUGGAAUUUUGCCAAGCCUGGCUGGGUGACCAAGCAACCCAAUGAUUUCCAGAACUCACCAGUUUGGAGGACGCCUCAUCCGGUUUUCCAGAUCAGUGCUGUGCAUGACUUGUCUGUGCAAUUCGAUGUUCUGCACCUGCUAGAUUUAGGCACCUCCCAAACCUUGGCUGCAAGUGUGGUCAAAGAGAUCAUCUACCACGACAUGGGAGAUGAUGUGGAAACCAAUCUCGGACGAUUCUGGGAAAGUGUGUGGAAUGAGUAUGGCCGACUGGGAAGUUCUUCCAGAAUUUCCAACUUGACCUUGGGAAUGGUGGUGACGGACACGAAAUCCCCGCACAAGGACUACCCUCGCCUGAAGCUGAAGGCUGCAGAAACCCGCCAUUUCAUUCCGGUCCUUGCCAGCAUUUGCAUGAGCUUCCAGAGUUGCAAGCAGCACCGAGUGAGAUCAGAGGUUUUGCAGGCACUGACGUCUUUCUAUGAGUUGCUAGAGGUUUGCGAUUACGUCCCGACUGCAGAGCAACACAGGGAAAUGACGAAGGUUUGGUGGUCUUUUCUCAAAGGCUAUCAAUGGUUGUCCGAUCAUGCCGCCAAGAAAGGCAUGAAACUUUAUGACCCAGUGCCAAAGUUCCAUUACAGUGCACACCUUCCUGAGCAGGCCAAGUUCCUGAAUCCACGCAAGACGUGGACAUAUAGAAACGAGGAUUAUGUAGGAUUGGUAGCUUCGAUUGCUUCCUCCUGCGCCUUCGGGACACGGGCUCCGGCCUUGUCGCUCAAGACCGCUGAGAAGUUGCGAUUUUUUAUGCACUUUUCGUGGGCCUUCAAACAUGAGGAGUGA
This is a messenger RNA of Symbiodinium sp. CCMP2592, 1794 nucleotides long. The record is from the annotation of a GenBank genome assembly. Lineage: Eukaryota; Dinophyceae; Suessiales; Symbiodiniaceae.